Meloidogyne enterolobii is the source of this 855-nucleotide messenger RNA. Lineage: Eukaryota; Metazoa; Nematoda; Chromadorea; Rhabditida; Meloidogynidae. The record is from the annotation of a GenBank genome assembly.
AUGAUUUGUAUAUAUUUUAGUAAAUUUUUGAAUGCUUAUAGGGCUGAAUUUAACGAUGAAAAAAAAAUUUUUAAAGAAAUUAAUUAUAUAUGGGAACAUUACACUGACGAAAAUAAAACGCUAGAAGAAUCUUUAGAAAUUUUAAAAAAUCAAGAUACAAAAAAAUAUGACGAUAUUUGUCUGAAAAUUUCCAGAAAAUUAUGUCAAGAUAUGAAAGAAAUGAAUGAAAAUGAAAAUUUUAAAGAUUUAAAACAAUUUUUUUAUGAAACGCCGGGUGCAUUAUGGAAGGCAAAUUAUUUGGUUACUGAUGCUUUAAAUAAUGUUCGAAAUAAUGAACAUCUAGGACAUAAUCUUGAAUUAGAAACUACUCUAAAAAAUAUUUUACUCGUUGAAAUAAAUGAAUCAAAAUUGGUUAAUUGGUUAAAAAAGAGUUAUUUAGAAAUAUUUACAUCAAUUAAUGAAAAUAAUUAUAAUUAUAAAAAAUCAAAAUAUACAGCAAAUGUUUUAGUUUCUGUUUUAAUUUUUGAUAAUCAUUUUAAUGAAAAUUUAUGGUUAGGAUCUAGAAAAAGAAUUCUUUUCUUUUUGGAAGAAAUUGAAGAAAUAAAUAAUAAAAAUUUGGAAAAAUAUGGAAAUUUAUAUUUAAAUAUAAUUAAUAAAUUUAGUAAAUUUAUUAAUAAAAAUUAUACAAAAGAGGAAAUGAAAAGAAAUUUAGAAGAUAAAAGUUUGGAAGAAUUGGCAAAAGAAAUUAUAAAUGAAGAAAAUUUAAAUAAAUUUUUUAAAAAAGAACAUUCAAAAAUGAUUAAAAAAUUAAUGGAAGAAGAUGAAAUAUUUAAAGAGAAUAUUGAAGGUUUGUAG